AUGAAUGCGCACAGCCGCCGGACGGAUAACGCAGUGGUCUGCACUGUGCCCUAGCCAGGGAAAACCGCUUCUCCCUCAGAGAUCCACGUAGAAAUGACCUGAUGUGAACGUUUAUUACCACACAUAACAUGCCACUCUACAUACAGUGUACACGACAACAUGGCUGGCCGCUGAAGAAUGCGAGUUAUGCUACGGGACAUACGCCUGACUAUGGCAAUAUCGACUCCUUCCUCUCUCUCCCCGUAACUCCACCCUUGUUGCAGAGAUAUUUUUUUUCACAACUUCAGAAAAACACAAGUCCGCCAUCAUUCAAGAGGGCACGUCUGUUCUCUCUUAUGCCGUGCUAACGUGAGGAGGGCGUGGCGCUUAGCGGCCCAGGCUUUUGCCCAUAAGUAAAAUGGUGGAGGCUGGAAUGCGAGCGUCGCCAUUUUGCUUGUGGGCACGGACGCCGCUGGGCCCUCCGCAACAGUCCAGUAUUGAGUCCGUGGCAGGAGGGUUAGGAAACCCCGUGCGAGCAUCCGACGCCAUUUUCCAGAGAGAGGCAGUGACAUAGAGCAAGCGUAGGCUGAGACACGGGAGGAGCGGGGUUUGUACACAUUGGGGCUGCAGUCAGCUCAGGCACUGCAAACACCUUCCCCCCUCUUUUCUCCAGCAGUGCUCGCUAGGGUUUUCAGUCAGUGCCGUGCCCAGGGCCAGUCCCAUCCAUCUGCAUAACGGUCCCCGGGGCUGCCUCUGACGUCGCCUUUCCUGUCACCCCACAAGCUGCUGGGAGUGAUCGGCUGCACUGUACGUCUGACACUUCACGUUAGCCGCCAUUCAGCUCACCCGUUCUGGGUGUGUAUUCCCGUUUUCCGGUGACGGUGUUGUGUUUCCUGGCUUUGGCACGUUGGAGGGUUUGUGGAUGCACUUAGAUGUUUGCAAUGAGCACUGUGGCUGGCAUGCCCCAGUGUUUUGGAUCCCGAUGCAGAGGACUCCAUAGUAAUCGUAUUUAUCAGAAGCGAACGUCAUGAGCAUAGUGGUCCCUUUGCGGGUUGAGACAGCAGAAACUCCAUACAUAGACAUGGCUGCAGGCUCAGAACCAGAAUCUGUAGAAGCAAGCCCUGUUGUAGUUGAAAAGUCAAACAGUUAUCCACACCAAUUAUAUACCAGCAGUUCUCACCAUUCGCACAGUUAUAUUGGCUUGCCUUAUGCGGAUCACAACUAUGGUGCUCGCCCUCCACCAACGCCUCCAGCAUCUCCGCCUCCUGUUCUUAUCAAAAACGAAGUUAACAUAUUUACUACUCCGCAUUUUGAUGAGACAUCAAGUGCUACGACAAUCAGCACUUCAGAAGAUGGAAGCUAUGGAACUGAUGUCACACGAUGUAUUUGUGGUUUUACCCAUGAUGAUGGGUACAUGAUUUGUUGUGACAAAUGCAGUGUUUGGCAGCAUAUAGACUGUAUGGGUAUUGACAGACAAAAUAUUCCAGACAUCUACUUAUGUGAGCGUUGUCAGCCUCGAGCUCUGGACAGAGAGAGAGCAAUAUUGCUGCAACAAAGAAAACGAGAGCAUUUGUCAGAUGAUCUUCAAACCUGCUACAAUGGUAGAGGCAACAACGGAAGUCUUUUAUCUGAUGGUGAUACCAGUGCAACAGAGAGUUGUGAUGAAGUUCCUAUGGAGCUCUACACUGCUUGCCAGCAUACUCCUACAACACUUACUCUUACUGCCACCAGAGUAACAAAAGUGAAUGACAAAAAAAGGAAGAAAAGUGGAGAAAAGGAACAAAAUCCAAAAUCAAAAAAGGCCUUUAGAGAAGGAUCUCGAAAAUCUUCUCGAGUAAAGGGUUCUGCUCCAGAAAUUGAGCCAUCUGACAAUCCCAUAUAUGGAUGGGAGAGUAAAAUCAAAGCUUGGAUGGACCACUAUGAAGAAGCAAACAACAACCAAUAUAGUGAAGGUGUACAAAGGGAGGCCCAACGGAUAGGAUUAAGACUUGGUUGUGACAGCGACACAAAGGAGCAGUCUGGAAAACCAAGCUUGAGCCCUAAUAAUCUAUUAUUUAAACCACCAGUUGAGAGUUACAUGCAAAAGAACAAAAAAAUAUUAAAAGCUGCAAAAGACCUGCAACCUGAAACAUUAAUAAUUGAAUAUAGAGGAAAAUUCAUGCUUCGGGAGCAGUUUGAAGCUAAUGGCUACUUCUUUAAAAGACCAUACCCGUUUGUUUUAUUUUAUUCAAAAUUUCAUGGGUUAGAAAUGUGUGUUGAUGCAAGGACAUUUGGCAAUGAAGCUAGAUUUAUUAGAAGAUCCUGUACACCCAAUGCUGAGGUUCGGCAUAUAGUUGAAGAAGGAACAAUUCAUUUAUAUAUUUAUUCAAUUUCAAACAUUCCAAAAGGUGCAGAAGUUACGAUUGCAUUUGACUUUGAUUAUGCAAAUUGCAAAUACAAGGUGGAUUGUGCAUGUCUCAAAGACAAUCCGGAGUGCCCAGUGCUACGAUCCAGUUUUGAACCAACAGAAAAUUUUAACAGUGGUUAUGAUACUAGGAGAAAAAAAGGAAGGAAAGAAAAGGAUAUAUCUAAAGAGAGAGAGACUCAAAAUCAAAACCUUCUUAUAGACAAUGAUGUAGCAAUUGGCAAACUGAAAACACCAGAUAAACAGAGGAAGCUUUCCCCUCUUCGACUGUCCAUAUCUAACAACCAGGAGCCAAAUUUUAUUGAUGAUAUAGAAGAAAAUACACCUGUUAGCAAUGAAGUAGAAAUGGAAUCUGAGGAGCAAAUUGCAGAGAGGAAAAGGAAGAUGACAAGAGAGGAAAGAAAGAUGGAGGCUAUUCUUCAAGCAUUUGCUAGACUGGAAAAGCGAGAAAAAAGAAGAGAACAGGCUUUAGAGAGAAUUAGCACAGCUAAAACUGAUGUCAAACCUGAAUCAAAAGAUGUACAAGUUCUUAAUGAUCCGGAACUCCCUCAGGAACCAGUAAAAGAGGAGCCUGUCAUCAAGCCUACCCCUGCCAAAAUUAACCGCAACAAGCAAAGAAAAAGCUUUACUAGAAGCAGAACUCACAUUGGUCAGCAGCGUCGUCGUCACAGGACUAUCAGCACCUGCUCAGAUGUUCAGCCAUCUUCCCCAGAUGUAGAGGUCACCCCACAACAAGUGGAACCUGAGACUAGCGCACUUGUAGAAGAGCCGGUCAAUGAGAGCACUGCUACAGAUGCUGUAUCCGUUGCUGCAGAAACGGAGGAGGUUCCAGAUGCAGAACCACUUGUACAAAACAAAUGUCCAUCAAAAUACCCCAAAACAAAAAAGUCUUGCGUAAACACUUGUGUGGCACUUCAAAAAUGGAAGGACACUCUUUUUACACACUUGGUUAAUGAAUGGUUAAUGGAAAAGCAUGAGAAAUCUGCUAAACAUGGAGAAACCUUUUUGGAAAAACCUCUGCGGAUAACCACAGAUCCAGAAGUUCUUGCCACACAAUUGAAUUCUCUGCCAGGCCUCAUCUAUAGUCCACACAUGUAUACCACUCCAAAGCACUAUAUUCGAUUUACCUCUCCUUUCCUUUCUGAGAAGAAAAAGAAAAAAGAUGAGGAGAACCUGACAAGUUGUUGCAAAAAGCGUUGGCUCAAACAAGCAUUGGAAGAGGAACAUACUGCACCAAUAAAUCCAUUUGAUUCCCCAGCCCAAGAUGGAUCUCUGAGUCCGAUCACAUUUGUUGAAAAUAAGUGCCAUUUAGUGAUGAAUGGCAGCUGCCCACUAACAGCUGAUCUAACAACUCCAUUGAAAAAACGGAGAUUAUAUCAGUUGUUGGACUGCACUUUCUCUGAAAAUUCUACACCUACUGCAUCUCCGUAUGCUACGCCAACCCACGCAGAUAUACCUUGUACAGACACUUCACUAUUUACUACUCCUCCCAGGGUUAAGUUAGAGGAUGAAAGUCGUAGUAACUGCAAGCAGACUUUUUCACCAGUUACGCCUGUAGCCCCAUGUUUACGUGGGAAUCACUUGCAUUUUGAGAGCAUUUCUUCCCCAGAGAGUUCUCCAGAACUAAAUCGUAAAUCUUGUGGCCAAGAUGGUAGUGAUCGAACAGCAACAGCGUUAGCCUUGAACUCAUUCAGAAAUUCUAACCUUACUGAAAUUGGUGUGCAGGAAAUAAAGACUAUUGGUUAUUCUAGCCCACGGAGCAGGACAGAGGUAAACAGACAAUGCACAUCAGAAAGUGAGUCCACUAUUGACCUGGGACUUGAUAUAAAUGAACAUACAUUACAAAAGAAUAUGGAGCCCUUGUCCCGUGAUAGGACUGAUUCAAACAGCCAGCAGGAAAAUGCUCACUGUGGACGGGGUGCAGUAUAUUCAUCUUGGAUCAAAAGCCCAGAAAGGACAGGAGUGAAUUUCUCCGCAGUAAAUUCUAACUUGAGAGACUUGACCCCUUCCCACCAGUUAGAAGUCGGUGGUGGUUUCAGAAUGAGUGACUCAAAGUGCCUGAUUCAAGAGGAUGCCCGUAACGUGUACAUGGAUGGAUCAAUAUUUUGUUCUACAGAGGAAGGACUUCUUACUGGGUUUGGUCGGGCACUUAGUAGUGAUGGUGUUUUAGAUGCAAAUGGAACACCAUUAAAUCCUCCACAAAAGAAAAAGGUAUCCUUGUUGGAGUACCGAAAAAGGCAACGUGAAGCAAGAAAGAGUGGCUCAAAGCCUGAAACUUUGCCUCUGGUCACACUUUCCCCACACCCUGAAAGUGGAAAUAUUCCUGGGAACUGUUGUACUACCACUACCACUGCUACUGCUGAAAACUGUAGUAACAAUUUGGAAAGUGUGGAGCCCAGCGAGAGUGUUGCUAAUUUAACUGCACCACUGGCAGCUGAAGUCCAGAACACCACGUCAGAGGAGACAGACCAAAGUUCUCAAGUUGUAGAUGCCAAUGCUAAUGAGAAGAGUGAUCCAGAGGUUCAAUGGACUUCUUCAACGUCUGUGGAGCAAGUCAGAGAGAGAAGCUAUCACAGAGCUUUGUUAUUAAGUGACCACAGGAAAGAUAAAGAUGCUGAUGGUGAUACAGAAAAUGGAGAUGAAAAUGGAAAUGUUAAAGAAAGCCAGUCUCCAGACCCAUGCCAGAAGAAUUGCAAGAGUCCUUCCAAACUAAAUUUGCCUUGCUCUUCAGAACCCAAACCGCCCUUGAAGGCUGAUGCUCCCCAAGAAAGUGCCGUAAACACACCAGUAACGGAAAAUACAAGCCCUUUUAAAUCAGAAACACACCAGAAACAGUUAUCACUUUCAAAGUCUCAUAUUGCACAGCCUCAUUCACAAAAGCUGCCUUCUACGCCUUUAAAACUGCAUUGUCCUUCUUCUCCUCAUCUGGAACAACCCCCAAAGUCGUCCACACCGCAAGCACCUGUGCAGCAUGGUUACCUUUCACCAAAGCCUCAUUCACAGCAGCUAGGAUCUCCAUACAGACCCCUUCACCCUUCUUCACAUCAGGUGUCAACACCACAAAGAGAAAACCAUGUGAACUUUUAUCCUGUGUCUCAAAACUUACAGCCUUCUAAUCCACAGCCAGCAGGAGGGCAGUUGUUUUCCCAGGCACAGACAGGACAGUGUUCAACUGUUUAUACUCCCUAUAAUCAACCGACUGUGAACAGCUCUGCCCCACCUCCCCCUCCCCCACCACCGGCAAACUUUUAUCCAAACCAGCAACCAUCUGCAUCUUUUCAGAAUUAUAGUCAACUUAAAGGAAAUAUUCCCCAGCAGCCUGUGUUUACAUCCUGUCCAAAUCAGGGCCAUGCAUCAACCACAGGGCAACCAGCAGUUCAAGGACAUCAUGUAAAUUCUGGACAUUAUUUGCCUUCUCAAAGCCCUACUGUACACCUUCAGAGUACGCAAUCAAGUGUUCCACCCCCACCACCUCCACCUCCACCAGGAUGUCAUCAACCACAUGUUUCAGGUCCAGUUCAUGCAGUCCCAGUUGCUAGUGGUACACUUAUUCAUUCACAGACAACUGGCCACCAUUUACCACCUCCUCCCCCGCCUCCACCAGGCCCAAGUUCCCACCAUUCCCACAUGCAACAUGUUCCAGCUGGUCAUCAAGGCCUGCAGGUGCAACACCAGCAUGUUUUAAAUAAUGCACCACCUCCUCCUCCACCACCUCCUCCACCUCAGUCAGCUAAUGUCCUAGGUGGUUCGGGUCAUCACUCUACAUCAGCACAAGGAUUACAUUUACAGACUCAUCAAGGACCUGCAAUGUUUCCUUCAGGGGCUCACCCAUCUGUAGCAUCGUACUCAACCCAAGCUCCUGUUCAUAAUGCAGUAGGGUCCGUAUCACAACACCAGUCUUCUACACCAGGACAGCACCAUCCACUUCCUGGUCAGGGGCCGCAUAUUCAAUCACAAGGACCAAACAGUAUUGCAUCACCUGCAGGGUUCUGUCCCCACCCUGGGCCUGUAAGUCUACCCCAUGGGGUACAAGGGCCACAGCAGGCGUCCACAGUGCCUGGCCAGUUACCUAUUCACAGACCGCAGGUGCCACCUUUCCAAAACAAUUAUCAUGGCUCAGGCUGGCAUUAGAUUUGGUUUUGUUGUAACAUUUUUAAAAUGUUGUGUAAAAUAACUGUACAUUUUCUAUGUACCUUGUAAAGGUACUUUUUAAAGCCUGUAUAUGAAAAUUUGUAAAAAAAAAAAAAAAAGGAAAAAAAAAGAAAAAAAAAAAAUCAAAGUACCAGUGCGCGUUCAUUUUUCCCCCCCUUUUCUUUAACGUCUGAUAGUUGUGCUUUGAAGCCAAUUUUGAGUUUUUAGAUUGAGUAAACAUUCCAGUUCCGUUAUGAUGCAGUAGAGUUGAUACUGCAGAACACAAGUCACUUGUCAGUUCAUUUAGUGAAUGUUUUCUAUUGUAAGUUUUAUAUGUGAUCUAAAUACACAUGUAAGCACUAACACAUUUUUCUUUUUCCCUCCUGUGCUAUUUGCGUGUAUAGAUAACACAGAGCCGGUUUCAUUGUUACAUUGCUUCUUGCAUAUUUACACAAUUGUAAUUUAAUGUAUAGUUCUGUUUUAACAUCUUGACUUCUUUAGAAGUUUUGUAAAUACUGUAUUUGCUUGUAAAUUGCUGAAAGCUUCCACCUCAUUUGAUAAAACAUUGUACAUAUUUUUUUUAUUGUAUGAUCCUUGUGGAAGUAGUACAGUAUAUGACAUUUAAUUUUUGUAAUAUACUGUCAUAUUGCAGCACUGGUUGGGCAUUUUAAUUCAUGUUAAUAAACCACAAUUAUGUCCGUUUUAUCAGGUUAAUCCUUUCAUACAUUUUACAAAAAUUAACGUUGAUGCAUAACUGCAGCACUUAAACUGUACAUUAAAAUGCAUUGUCAGCACUU
This is a messenger RNA of Hyla sarda, 7311 nucleotides long. It is a transcript of the gene KMT2E, whose product is annotated as lysine methyltransferase 2E (inactive). The transcript has 27 exons. Gene Ontology annotation, molecular function: protein binding. The coding region runs from base 1007 to 6514 and encodes 1835 amino acids. The record is from RefSeq and is a predicted model, not a curated record. NCBI's taxonomy places the organism in Eukaryota, Metazoa, Chordata, Amphibia, Anura, Hylidae.